Molecule: messenger RNA, 812 nt
Organism: Talpa occidentalis (Iberian mole)
Lineage: Eukaryota; Metazoa; Chordata; Mammalia; Eulipotyphla; Talpidae
Product: protein FAM228B-like
Exons: 6
Coding region: 44-604 (186 amino acids)
Source: RefSeq, a predicted model, not a curated record
AUUUAUAGAACAUUAUGAUCCAAAAGAGUAUGAUCCUUUUUAUAUGACUAAAGAGGAUCCCAGUUUUCUGAAGGUCACCAUCCCACCACUUCGUGACCCUUUGAAAAAGGUACAAUUUGACAAGGAUGAUGAAAAAAGAACUCUUCUUCAGUGUGAGAAUGGCAAAAUAUAUACAAUGAAAGAAUUUAAAGAGGUUGAGAAGGCCAGACUGCUUUCCAGAUUCCCGAGAAUUUCUAAUUCAAGGCAAUUUAUGACUCCGAAUGAGUGGCUUAAAGUGCCUAAAUGCUACAUAGAAAGUGAAUUUUGUAAAAGGAGCAGGUUAAAAGUGAAAGUGAAUUUUAACGAGUGUAGCUUUGAUGUGGAACCCUCAGUGAGAGCACCUCAUCUUUUGGCAUCUCAGGAAGAAGAAAAAGCUAUUGUUUAUGGAAAUAAAGGGUCAUCUUUUUUGGAAAAAGAACCUCUAUGCUAUCAGGAGGGAAAGAACCCAAGUCCCAAGGAGGCCAACUCUGAAGGGCACUUUUCUUCCCUGAGCCUCAGCCUGGAGGUGGAAAGGGAUGAGGACCAGGAUGCGAAGCUUUUAACAACCAAGGAGCACAUACCCUAACCCUCCUGGUAAAAGAGGACAUAAAAGGAGACUGCUUCAGAGGAAGCCACCCCUCAGCAGCAAUCAUUCAGGGUGAGGACCAAGGAAGGCACUCAAGAAUUGUACUAUGUCUAAGAAAGAAUCUGUAAUAAAUUUCACUUUUGAGUUCAGUAUCAGUAUGAUAAUUAAGAAGUAACAAUAUCAUGUAUUAAUACUUAUUACAAAUUAU